This is a messenger RNA of Passer domesticus (house sparrow), 1443 nucleotides long. RefSeq names its product cytochrome b-c1 complex subunit 7. The record is from RefSeq and is a predicted model, not a curated record. Lineage: Eukaryota; Metazoa; Chordata; Aves; Passeriformes; Passeridae. The transcript is spliced from 4 exons. Gene Ontology annotation, biological process: mitochondrial electron transport, ubiquinol to cytochrome c. The coding region runs from base 69 to 404 and encodes 111 amino acids.
CGCCGGGCCGGCAUUGGCGGCCCCGCCCGCGCCUCACCCAGGAGCCCGCGCGGCGCGCCGAGGUCAAGAUGGCGGCGAGGGCGCCCGUUGCAGGAGGUGGUCGCCUGUUUGACAAGAUUUGCAAGUGGUAUUACAACGCAGCUGGGUUCAACAAAUACGGGUUAAUGCGAGAUGAUACAUUGCAUGAAGAUGAAGAUGUAAAAGAAGCAUUGAGGAGACUUCCAGAGCACCUGUACAAUGAGAGAGUGUUUCGCAUAAAGCGAGCGCUGGACCUGAGCUUGAAGCACCAGAUCCUUCCCAAAGACCAGUGGGUGAAGUAUGAGGAGGAUCACCGUUAUCUCGAACCGUACCUAAAAGAAGUAAUCCGUGAAAGACAAGAAAGGGAAGCAUGGAACAAGAAGUAACUUUUCAACUACUUCAUGCAAAUAUCCAGAUAUUUCUGUUAUUUUAAACAUUUGGAUGUAGAAGUCUAUAGGGAGGCAGUUGUGGGCCUGAGGAAUACUGUUUCAGCUUGUUCAUUGAAUCUGUUCAUCCAACUAAAAUAAACAUGUCAAACUAUAAAAAUUUUGGAAGAGUUCUUUCUAAAUGUUAACAAGCUAAUGUUCAGAUCUUUCCUGUGAGCAUAUACAUUACACAUUAGCUUAGUGGUAUGCAGUCUUCAUCCCAGCUUUUGAUUCUUGCUCUUUUCAUCAUACAGCUGUUUUCUGCAGUAGUAGAAUUAGGUUAGAAAUGGUCAGGACUGUUGGUGCUGGUUGCUCUCUUAAGUUAAAGAAGACUUGGUAUUCCUUUGUCACUUGUCCCUGCAGGCAGCAAUUCUGAACCAGUGUUUGAUGUUACAAUGGUAUUGUGAGACAGCAGAAUGUAAUAUUCUGUGAACCUGAGCAGAUAUAUAUUGUAAAAAUGGAAAAUACAGAUGAUUCCUUAACCAUAAAAUGGGAACUGUUUCCCUAACUUUUUAUACCCUAUACAUUGUUAAACCUUUGAAACUAUUUUCAUGUAAACUGUAAUUACUGUCUCACUUCAGCUUUUUGAGACUUUUUAUUGUUUUAAAGAGUAAAAGUGGUAUUCUGAUGUGCUUUGAGCAACAUAGCACUUAACAUAGUUAACUUCUCAUGGGUUUUUUUCAUCACCUAAAGCAUGCUCUAGUUUUUAGUGAUUCAUAUCCAGAAAAUACUGGCUGAAAACCUGGAGUUUAGUCUUCCACAGUUCAAUGCUAGUGUGAAUUUGAUGCAGAUACUGGUAUAAGGCAUGAAAUUCAGAGCCUGUUGUGUAACCUGGAUAAAGUACAGAAUUGUGCAUGAUGGCCUCAAGGUUAGUGUUUUUCCUUUUGUUGUGCAUGCUUGUCUGCCAAAUACAACACUCGGUUUACCAAAAGAAAAAAGAGCAAACCACAUCUGCAGUUUUGAAUUGGUAUGACCAAAUAAAUAAAAUACUGGAUUAGAA